Messenger RNA from Gorilla gorilla gorilla (western lowland gorilla), 3766 nucleotides. RefSeq names its product reticulophagy regulator family member 2 (gene RETREG2). Gene Ontology annotation, cellular component: membrane. Lineage: Eukaryota; Metazoa; Chordata; Mammalia; Primates; Hominidae. The record is from RefSeq and is a predicted model, not a curated record. The transcript has 9 exons. Bases 1 to 1632 code for a protein of 543 amino acids.
AUGGCGAGCGGCGGUGGCGGGGGUAACACCGGCGCGGGUGGGGGGCCGGGGAUGGGCCUGAGCCUGGGCCUGGGUCUGGGUCUGAGCCUAGGCAUGAGUGAGGCCACCAGUGAGGCAGAGGAGGAGGCGGCCACGGCCGAGGCGGUGGGACGCCUGGCCACGACGCUGUGGCUGCGGCUCCGCGGCUGGGAGGCGGUGCUGGCGACGGCGCAGCGGUUGCUGGUGUGGGAGAAGCCGCUGCACAGCCUGGUCACGGCUGCCGCGCUCAACGGCCUCUUCUGGUUGCUGUCUUCCUCGUCCCUCCGGCCCUUCUUCCUACUCAGCGUCUCACUUUUGGCCUAUUUUCUGCUGGAUCUCUGGCAGCCUCGCUUUCUCCCUGACGUUUCAGCAUCAUCCCCAGAGGAGCCACACUCUGACAGUGAGGGUGCGGGGUCAGGCGCCCGGCCGCACCUGCUGAGUGUGCCCGAGUUGUGCAGAUACCUGGCUGAGAGCUGGCUCACCUUCCAGAUUCACCUGCAGGAGCUGCUGCAGUACAAGAGGCAGAAUCCAGCUCAGUUCUGCGUUCGAGUCUGCUCUGGCUGUGCUGUGUUGGCUGUGUUGGGACACUAUGUUCCAGGGAUUAUGAUUUCUUACAUUGUCUUGUUGAGUAUCCUGCUGUGGCCCCUGGUGGUUUAUCAUGAGCUGAUCCAGAGGAUGUACACUCGCCUGGAGCCCCUGCUCAUGCAGCUGGACUACAGCAUGAAGGCAGAAGCCAAUGCCCUGCAUCACAAACACGACAAGAGGAAGCGUCAGGGGAAGAAUGCACCCCCAGGAGGUGAUGAGCCACUGGCAGAGACAGAGAGUGAAAGCGAGGCAGAGCUGGCUGGCUUCUCCCCAGUGGUGGAUGUGAAGAAAACAGCAUUGGCCUUGGCCAUUACGGACUCAGAGCUGUCAGAUGAGGAGGCUUCUAUCUUGGAGAGUGGUGGCUUCUCCGUAUCCCGGGCCACAACUCCGCAGCUGACUGAUGUCUCCGAGGAUUUGGACCAGCAGAGCCUGCCAAGUGAACCAGAGGAGACCCUAAGCCGGGACCUAGGGGAGGGAGAGGAGGGAGAGCUGGCCCCUCCCGAAGACCUACUAGGCCGUCCUCAAGCUCUGUCAAGGCAAGCCCUGGACUCGGAGGAAGAGGAAGAAGAUGUGGCAGCUAAGGAAACCUUGUUGCGGCUCUCAUCCCCCCUCCACUUUGUGAACACGCACUUCAAUGGGGCAGGGUCCCCCCCAGAUGGAGUGAAAUGCUCCCCUGGAGGACCAGUGGAGACACUGAGCCCCGAGACAGUGAGUGGUGGCCUCACUGCUCUGCCCGGCACCCUGUCACCUCCACUUUGCCUUGUUGGAAGUGACCCAGCCCCCUCCCCUUCCAUUCUCCCACCUGUUCCCCAGGACUCACCCCAGCCCCUGCCUGCCCCUGAGGAAGAAGAGGCACUCACCACUGAGGACUUUGAGUUGCUGGAUCAGGGGGAGCUGGAGCAGCUGAAUGCAGAGCUGGGCUUGGAGCCAGAGACACCGCCAAAACCCCCUGAUGCUCCACCCCUGGGGCCCGACAUCCAUUCUCUGGUACAGUCAGACCAAGAAGCUCAGGCCGUGGCAGAGCCAUGAGCCAGCCAUUGGGGAAGGAGCUGCAGGCACAGUAGGGCUUCCUGGCUAGGAGUGUUGCUGUUUUCCUCCUUUGCCUACCACUCGGGGGUGGGGCAGUGUGUGGGGAAGCUGGCUGUCGGAUGGUAGCUAUUCCACCCUCUGCCUGCCUGCCUGCCUGCUGUCCUGGGCAUGGUGCAGUACCUGUGCCUAGGAUUGGUUUUAAAUUUGUAAAUAAUUUUCCAUUUGGGUUAGUGGAUGUGAACAGGGCUAGGGAAGUCCUUCCCACAGCCUGCACUUGCCUCCCUGCCUCAUCUCUAUUCUCAUUCCACUAUGCCCCAAGCCCUGGUGGUCUGGCCCUUUCUUUUUCCUCCUAUCCUCAGGGACCUGUGCUGCUCUGCCCUCAUGUCCCACUUGGUUGUUUAGUUGAGGCACUUUAUAAUUUUUCUCUUGUCUUGUGUUCCUUUCUGCUUUAUUUCCCUGCUGUGUCCUGUCCUUAGCAGCUCAACCCCAUCCUUUGCCAGCUCCUCCUAUCCCGUGGGCACUGGCCAAGCUUUAGGGAGGCUCCUGGUCUGGGAAGUAAAGAGUAAACCUGGGGCAGUGGGUCAGGCCAGUAGUUACACUCUUAGGUCACUGUAGUCUGUGUAGCCUUUACUGCAUCCUUGCCCCGUUCAGCCCGGCCUUUCACGAUGCAGGAGAGCAGGGAUCCCGCAGUACAUGGCGCCAGCACUGGAGUUGGUGAGCAUGUGCUCUCUCUUGAGAUUAGGAGCUUCCUUACUGCUCCUCUGGGUGAUCCAAGUGUAGUGGGACCCCCUACUAGGGUCAGGAAGUGGACACUAACAUCUGUGCAGGUGUUGACUUGAAAAAUAAAGUGUUGAUUGGCUAGAACUGCUGCCUCCCUGACUGUGAGCUGCCUUCCACACCCUGCACUGCACUGUGUUCUCUCCUCACCCUUAACCUGCUUCACUCCAGUCUGUUCUGGCUGUUUAUUACCUUGUUGCAAAACAGGGCCGAAGCAAGGAUUACCUUGACAACCCUAGCUUCUCCUUAGCCAUCUUCCUUGACAGUGUGAUCUGUUUAGUGAGAUUUAGCAUGUGUGAAUAAAGUGUAUACAGGAGGAAAUUGCUUUGUCUUCCCAAUCGGUAGAAAUUCAGGACCAUAAAAAUUGUGUUUUACCAUGUGGCCCACAACCUUAACACUGCUUUCUUAAGAAGUCUUCACCCAUCUACAUGCUAACAACUCACUCAGCCUGGAUUUAUCUUUACUGGGGAAGCCAAACAAGCAAUAGAGGACCUUUACCUGUGUUAGAAAUGAGUUGGAGCCAAGGAACACUGAAGAAAUAAUAUCUUAACAGUUACUGAGUCCAUUGUAUGUGCUUGGCUCUGCUCUGAGUGAUUUAUAUGUAUUAAGAUUUUUGUUCACAGCUCAGAUAUAUACUGUUACUAACUUCAUUUUAUAGACAGGUUAAGUUUCCUGAAGGCCACGGGUCCCAGUAAAUUGUGGAGCCAGAACCCAAACCCAAGAAGUUUUGGCUUCAGCAAAUGCAUCAAACAGCCCCUGUCCAUUAAUAGGGCACAGGUAGGAAGAUGCACAAGGAUGUGGGAACUAUAGAGAACCAAUCUGAUGCCUUGGCUUAACAAAGAGUGGACAUGGCAAGCCUUCCUCUUCGGGGAAGAAAAGCCCAGAACUGAGCAGAUGGCCUCCUUUAUGAGUUCAUGUCCUCCGCCUUCAGCUGGAGGUACCAUAUGGCGAUGCUACCUGUCUUUCUGCUGGAGGUACCAUAUGGUAAUGCUGCCUGUCUUUCUGCUGGAGGUACCAUAUGGUAAUGCUGCCUGUCUUUCUGAGGUUGACUUUUAUGCCAUGUCUUUCCUAAGUGUGUAAGAAUCUUUCUGUUUGCUUCAUAUUUGACUGAGUAUCAUUCCAGGGUUUGAUUGAGCCCCUGUCCUGUGCCACUGAAGGAACUCGAACUUUUCAUCACUUAGAGAUUUCAGAGGGGAAUGGAAAAACAGUUCUAAUCAAUAAGCAAGCAAUUCAAGAAAAAUAGAAUUAAUCAGGCAAUGGCUGCAACAUUCCUAUCUUUAAUCCAUUUUCUUAUUAAGCUUGGACAUUGACAAUAGAACCAGAAGCUUGUAGCUGGAUCAAAAUAUUCUCCAUAGUC